Molecule: messenger RNA, 646 nt
Organism: Megachile rotundata (alfalfa leafcutting bee)
Lineage: Eukaryota; Metazoa; Arthropoda; Insecta; Hymenoptera; Megachilidae
Biological process (GO): cellular response to oxidative stress
Cellular component (GO): cytoplasm
Molecular function (GO): glutathione disulfide oxidoreductase activity
Source: RefSeq, a predicted model, not a curated record
AAUUUAGGAUAUAUACAUAUGUUGAAAAAUAUCGAUCACGUUUCAAAAAUAUAUUUCAUAUGCCUCCAAGAAAUUUCUAUGCGUUUACGAAUAAAGGCAUCGUUGCCGACCUUUUCAUGGAAACGCUGGAUUAAGACGGAAAAUUUUCUCCGGUUUACAGUUUGUCGUACGCAGUCAGUUAUCGAGAUAUCGCACUUCGCCACACGUGUAAAAGUAUUAAGGAACAUUGAUUAAUUUCCAGCGCACAAGACGCAACCAUGCCUAUCUCCAAAGAGCAAGUGCAGCAACUCAUUGCUUCAGACACCGUCGUGAUAUUUUCCAAAACGACAUGCCCGUACUGUAAAAUGGCCAAACAGGUGUUCGAGAACCUGCAAAAGAAGUACACCGCCAUCGAAUUAGACGAGAGAGAAGACGGCGACGAUAUUCAGAGCAUAUUGGGCGACAUGACCGGCGCUAGAACAGUACCCAGAGUGUUCGUAAAAGGAGAGUGCUUGGGAGGUGGUACCGACGUGAAGAAAUUGUUCGACAGUGGCGAGCUGCAGAAGAAGCUUUAAUUCUUUUUAUGUUAUUUGUAUAUCAAAUAUUAUACGUAAUUGUUUAUGUAACCGACUCAAACGGAAUAAAAGAAUUGUUCAUAUGAAAGUAA